Molecule: messenger RNA, 201 nt
Organism: Strongylus vulgaris
Lineage: Eukaryota; Metazoa; Nematoda; Chromadorea; Rhabditida; Strongylidae
Source: the annotation of a GenBank genome assembly
AUGGAGCAUCGUGGUCAUGUUGCGUCGUUGGACGGUCAUCCGGACAGAUUGAGACACACUGCUCGUCUGUAUGGUGGCGUAUAUUAUGACCCUGCAACGGAGAAAGUCCCUAUCUCAUCUUGUCUGGGACCGAUCCAUUAUUUUCGUCAGAUUAAUGCCGAAUACGGGUAUACAGUACACCAUGGACAAGGCGCUGGAUAA